This is a messenger RNA of Bombus pyrosoma, 974 nucleotides long. It is a transcript of the gene Ho, whose product is annotated as heme oxygenase. The record is from RefSeq and is a predicted model, not a curated record. The transcript has 3 exons. Gene Ontology annotation, biological process: heme oxidation. Lineage: Eukaryota; Metazoa; Arthropoda; Insecta; Hymenoptera; Apidae. Bases 200 to 949 code for a protein of 249 amino acids. Gene Ontology annotation, molecular function: heme oxygenase (decyclizing) activity.
GUUUCAGCUAGUGCAAUCAUAUGAUUGUACACUAGUCGUACUGUUCGUGUGUUGUGUAAAUGUUAGUCGUGAAAUAGUAUUUUUAAUUAUUUAAUAAUAUUAUAAUUGUACAGCGUCUUAAAUACGAACGAAUUAAGAAUAAAAUGGCACGAUAGGUUGUAUCCAUUUUCUUGUACCGUGACAAAAUCAUAUAGAUCUCAUGAAAAUGACAAGCAAAGAUGAAGAGACAUUUUGUAAAAAAAUGCAGAAAGCCACUAGAGAAAUUCAUUCAAUUAGCGACGCAUUAGUAAAUGCAAAAUUAGCGUUUGGUUUUCUCGAGGAUUCUGUAUGGGCUGAUGGUCUUUUGGUUUUCUAUGAAAUUUUUCGAUAUUUGGAACUUGCUAUGAUUAGGUGCAAACAUACAAAAGUAGGAUCACUUUUACAGGACGAACUUCGUCGUACCGAGGCGUUUGAACAUGAUCUUGAAUUUUAUUUGGGGAAAGAAUGGACAAAAAAUUAUAGUCCUAGGGACAGUGUUACCAAAUAUUUGAACCAUUUAAAAGAAAUCGAAAAUACGGAACCCAUUUUGCUGAUUGCAUACAUUUAUCAUCUGUACAUGGGUCUUCUAAGUGGUGGGAUUAUUUUGCGCAAAAAAAGACAAGUUAUGCAAAAAAUUUGGCCAUUUAAAGGAUCUCGAACGAUUGUUAAUAAUAUUACAGACUUUGGAAACAGUAAUAUUUAUGAACUUAAACGAAGUAUGCGCGAUAAUAUGAACAGUAUCGCAGAAACGUUGGACGAAGAUACAAAAAAUAAACUUAUUGAAGAAAGUAAAACGGUGUUUGCAUUAAAUAAUGAAAUUAUAAGAAGUGUAGAAGGUACAGGCACUGUCCUUAUGAAAAAAACCAUGUAUUUUGUUAUCCCUAUUAUGAUAUUUCUUUUAGCCUUUUGUAUAUCUUUGAAGAAAGUAUGAUAAAUAUAUAUCCGUUUUAAACGUA